AUGGACUCUCAAAGUGGCCCGGUAGCCGACGUGACUUCGACAGUCCUAUACAACCUACAAUAUCAGCAUGAUUGGGCCUCCCUCAAUGUUUGUGAAACGACAGUUCAGCGGUCUUUGAUCAGAGGCUUGCCACCGCGCCGGCUCUACAUUCACCCAGACGAUCAAAUUGCUGCCCUGGAGCGCGAAAAGACUUCUGGAGAACCUCUGGAUCAAACCCCCGAGCUCGAAUGGGUGCUGGCAGUACAUCCCGAGGAAAAAUGGACUAUCAAAGGGUUUUCAAAUAUCUUCGAUUCUAUCGAGCACAAAGGCCCACGAGAGAAGAGGCUCGUUUUGGCAACGGUGCACAACGACUCUACUGUGGUCUAUUACCUGAUGCACGAGGGUAUGGUAAAGCCUCGCCAGAAUUGA
Messenger RNA from Fusarium coffeatum, 408 nucleotides. RefSeq lists its product as uncharacterized. Gene Ontology annotation, molecular function: nucleic acid binding. Bases 1 to 408 code for a protein of 135 amino acids. Gene Ontology annotation, biological process: tRNA splicing, via endonucleolytic cleavage and ligation; tRNA-type intron splice site recognition and cleavage. The record is from RefSeq and is a predicted model, not a curated record. NCBI's taxonomy places the organism in Eukaryota, Fungi, Ascomycota, Sordariomycetes, Hypocreales, Nectriaceae. The transcript has a single exon. Gene Ontology annotation, cellular component: tRNA-intron endonuclease complex.